AUGGGCGCCGCUGAAACGGUGGCAACAACGGCUGCCACAGCUGCAACGGCUGUCACAGCUGCAACGCAGCGACAUGCUGUCGCAACAACGGCACCACUGCAACCCCCAUCACAAACGUUGCCGCCAUCAUCAGCUGUGGCAGCCUCAUCAGCAACAGCGCACUAUCCACCACCACACCAGCAGAUGCAACUACAGCUACGACAACAACUGCAAACAGCCUAUUAUCACCAGCAACAGCAGACGCCGCCGUCGCAAUCGCAGCAGGAAGACCAAUCAGCAACGUAUGUGACGUCACAACAGCCGCCUACACAAUACCAACAUGCGGCGGCCACAACAACAACAGUAAAUCAAUAUGCAGCGCGCAGCAACAGACAAGCAACGCAGUCGACAUCCACACAGCACAUAACGAAAACAUCACAAGCAGCAACAACAACACAGCAGAAGCAACCUGCAGCAAUGGCGCACGCGUUGACACACGCCACACAGCAACAACAACAACCGUGUCAACGGACGUCAUCAGUCACGCAAAAAUUGGCGAUUUAUUUGGGCAGCUUACGGGAAUUUACCGAAAAAGAAGAGGAGAAUAUUUCAAUUGAUUUGAACGCUAAUGAUGGUGGCCGAAGAGAAAUUAAAUUUGGUGGUGACACGAAUAGAAACCAAAGAUUGGAAAUGCAUAGACAAUCAGCGUCACUAGGCACGGAAAGUUUUGGAUUUAACAUCGAUGCCUUCAUACUCGUCUCUUGUUGA
Bactrocera dorsalis (oriental fruit fly) is the source of this 747-nucleotide messenger RNA. Its product is annotated as AP2-associated protein kinase 1-like. The coding region runs from base 1 to 747 and encodes 248 amino acids. NCBI's taxonomy places the organism in Eukaryota, Metazoa, Arthropoda, Insecta, Diptera, Tephritidae. The record is from RefSeq and is a predicted model, not a curated record. The transcript has 2 exons.